Molecule: messenger RNA, 1198 nt
Organism: Labrus mixtus (cuckoo wrasse)
Lineage: Eukaryota; Metazoa; Chordata; Actinopteri; Labriformes; Labridae
Exons: 4
Coding region: 119-937 (272 amino acids)
Source: RefSeq, a predicted model, not a curated record
AACCGGUCAGUCUAAAAUAACCUCAGCGUGAGACAUCACACCUCUGUAAAGCGAGUAUAUCACGACAUAUGAUUGAAAUAUUUUUGAGCUGAGAUUGGUGAAAGAAAGCGGAAAGAAAAUGAAACACUUCUACGUGAUCAUCACAGCUCUGGCAGCAACAGCUCUGGCACAAGGCUCUAUUGAAUGUAAUUUCACUGAAGCUACUGGAACUCAGCAAUGUUAUGGAGCGGUGGGACAACUGUUGGUUUUUCACCUGCCAAACACUGCAGAUAGAGAUGUAAGGUUGAAGAAAGACAAGAAAUAUAUGAUUUUAAAAUUAUACACAAAUCAGAUAGAGAGUCUACAUAAGGAAUACGUCAAUCACAGCAAUCAGACUGAACUUUUCACCAAGGGAAGACUUGAAUUGGGAAAAGCAACAAAGAAACACUCUGGAGACUACAUGUUGGAAGAAUAUAGUGUAAAUGGGAAUUUAAUAAGAAAAGUAAAUGUGCACGUAGAAAUUGAAGCUCCAGUGUCAAAGCCAGCUGUUUCUCAGAUGUGUUCGUCAGAACAGAUCAACAUCGGCUGCUCCUCUGAGGGAGAUGGAGUGGAGUUCCGUCUGACUUUAGACGGAAACUUACUCAUGCAGACAAAAGACAACAGCCAGUUCCUGAACAGCAGUAGAGUUAACAUACAAUCUCUGACAGGGACUAGAACUACACAAGACGAACCCAGUCUUAAACAUGUUACCAUCAGCUUAAAGAGUCAGCUGGCUGGAAGCUUAAUGUGUAUUGUUUGGAACAAUGUGAGCAAAGAAGAAACAGUUAUUCAACUGAAAAUCUGCAAAGGUACAGUAGUUGACGAUCCUACAAAAAUCCUCAUUUUGACUGUUCUUCAACUUUGUCUAAACAAAACCAAUCGACUAUCAAAUUCUUGUAGUAAAAAAAAUAGUUAUUAACUUUCAUUUGACAACAAGUUUGAAGAACAUAGGGUGCUGGUUUAGCUCAGUCAGUAGAGCAGGCAUCCCAUGCACUGAGGCCACUGUCCUUGUAGCAGGAUCAACAACAAAUCCUGACAGUAUUUGGAGCAUGCCAUGUCUGUAAAGCUCUUUAAUAAAGGUGACCAGUUAAAUAAAAUCUGAUACAGAGUUCAAAUGUAGAUUUAAAUGAUAACUACACAUUACCUUAAACUGUAAAUCUAUCUUGAAGACCCGGCUUCA